AUGCCUUUGGACGACGGCGACUUCUGUCGCGUUUGCCGUUGUGAGGGUACGCCUUCGCAGCCCCUUUUUUAUCCUUGCAUGUGCACUGGGAGCAUAAAAUAUGUUCAUCAAGACUGCAAGCGUCAGACUUGUGAGCUCUGCAACCAUCGUUUCACUUUCAAACCCGUCUACGCUCCACAUACGCCCUCAGUGGUGCCUCUGCCGGUUCUCUUCCUCGGUCUACUCACCGCCUUCCGCAAUAUCAUUGUUCGGUUUUUUCAUCUUCUCGCUGUUGUAAUCUCAUGGCUGUUCGUGGUGCCUCUUACGGUGUGUCGAAUCUACCGAUGUUUUUUCUCGGGCAAUCUCGUCGGACUGCUGUCACUUCCCUUGGAUAUACUCUCCACUGAGCACGUUAUUCAAGACUGCAUACAGGGCUUCUUGAUAGUCUUGGUCGCCUUGACUGCUCUCUUUGGCUGCGUGUGGCUAAGGGAGCAGUUAAUGAUUGGUGGAGAGCCCGAUUGGCUUGCCGAUGGAGAGGGUGCUGCCGAGGAGGCUAGGGAAGGGGUGGAUGCCGAUGGUGGGGGAGAGGCAGCAGCUCCUAACCAAGUCAUCGUGGCCGGUCCCGUCGCUGCUGCUGCCCCUGCUAACAACGCUGACAAUCAAGCCAUCCCUGACGAUGAGGAGGAGGGAGAAAUUCAAGAACUUGCACUUCCGCAGCAACAACCGCCGCAGCAGGAACAGCCUGCAGUAGCUGACGGAGCGGUACCGCCCGGUGGCAACAACGAGGCCGAUUUUGACGCCGCUGCCGCAGUGCCACCGCUAACACUAGAGCGCAUCUUCGGACUGGAUGGAACCAUGACCUUCCUGGAGCACGUCCUUUGGAUCAUUGUCCUCAACAUCCUCUUUAUUCUCUUCUUCGCCUCUUUCCCAUUCUUCACUGGACGUACCGUGGUCUCUGCACUGGGCAUCAAAACAUCGGCAAGUGGUUUUCUUCUCACUCCCCCGAUUGAGUUGAUUUUGUUCUCCUUCAUCGGCUACAUCGUUAUGGCCACACUUCUCAUUAUUUCUCACUAUGUUUUCAAAGCGAUCUGCUUACCAAGGUCGGCUUCUUAUUAUGCCGGUCUGUGUUACAUCUACAUAAAGGUGCCCAUCAUAGCUUUUGCGGAGUUGGGCAUUUUUACGGCCUUCUGUGGACUUUGGAUCGAUGCUUGCUCCUUGGCAAUGGCGCAACGCUUGCGCGCCUUCAAUUACGCGCCCGUGGUAUUCAGCUUCAUUCACUGGACGAUGGGUUUGAUGUACCUAUUCUACGUCUCCUCACUCUUUAUCAUCAUUCGUGAUGUUAUCCGACCUGGAGUUCUCUGGUUUCUACCCGACUUCACCGAUCCUGACUACAGACCUGUUCAAGAUAUGAUCUCACUACCCGUAACGACUUACAUCCAGCGUCUUGUUGUGAAUCUGUCGUUGACAGGAAUAAUCGUGAUACUCUCCAUCUGGCUUCCCACCUUAAUCACGCAAAAGCUGCUUCCAGGAUUUCUGCCAUUCCAGAUGAGUCUCGCCUAUGACAGUCCAGUGGACUACUCGGUGGAGAUAAUAAUUCUACAAAUAGUAAUGCCCUUCCUGCUGGAUGGUCAAUUCAAGGUAUUUCUCUCUGCGCUCCUACGCAAUUGGUGUGCCGGGGCCGCAUGGAUGCUGGGACUGCGCAGCUACCUCCUUGGCGAUGUCGCUUUUAAACCAAGUGACGAAAUAGUGAUGGCGGACGGUCGUCGAAUUCCCGCAUCAGCGUUGUCGAGGUCACCUUCAGGGAGCACAGACGGGAGUGAUUCUACAAGUCAAGAGGGCGGUAACGGUGGCGACGGCAGCGAGGGUGAGAACGCAGCCGCUCCGCCACCACCAACUGGUGGAUACGCACCAUACGCACGCCCGCGCUUUUUUGUGGUGCGCCUUUUCGGCCUACUGGUGCUGCUUGUCACCUCCCUCGUCCUUAUCAGCCUCGCUGUCCUCGUGGUACCCGUCGCCCUUGGCCGACUUAUGCUGGGACACAUGGGCCUCAGCCAGACACCACAUCAUGAUGCCCUCACCCUUCUUGUCGGCGUCUGCUCUCUCAUGGGGUGGGCCAAGACCGUCCUCUGUCUCCCAAUAGCACUGCAGACCCUAUGCAACGUGUGGUAUAUCCUCGUGGACAAAGCAGCUCAUUUGACCACAUGGGAGGGCUGGCGUUGGCUCUCGGAUUGGACCUUGGGGAUAGGUGAGUGGCUGCGAGGCAACUCGUUCGCACCAGCUUGGGCGCGACGUGAGGCGCUGGCUAUAGUACUGCCGCCGCUCGCCAACGCACCGGCCAACGGUGAGGACGCCGAUGCUGCCGCGCUCCACCGUAAGCAGGUACUACGCGAACUCCUUCUCACCCUCUCCGUGCCUCUUCGAUUGGCCCUCCUCUCCACUUUGUUACUGGUGAUCCUACCCGCUUCUCUCGGCCUUCUCAUCAACCUCGUUGUCUUUAUCCCCGCCUGGAUCGGACCCGAGAAGACCCUAGCUAUCGGGUUUUCAGAGAGUUGGAUUUUCGGGGUGAUGCACAUGAAGGUUUGGAUGCUGAUUCUGCUGGUGGGGCCGCGUUGGCAGGUGCGGGAUCGGUUGGAGGAGAUUCACGAUGAAAUUCUCCACAACUGGCCUGCGAUUCGUGUUUUCCGCAUCAUCCGACUCUCACUGCCUCUCUUUGCGAUUAUCGGACUCUCACUUUCUUUCCCCUUCCUCCUCGCUUACUAUCUUGCUCCUCAUCUCAAUGUCCGACCGGAGGUUGCGUUCCGUUAUGUCUAUCCCCUGCUCUUUGGAUUGGUUCUGCUCGGUGUUUUGGUCUACUGGCAGAUGCGACAGUGUAUCAAACUCUACGAACAAAUCAAGGAUGCUGAGUAUCUCAUUGGACGUAGACUCGUGAAUUACGGUGAUGCGGACAGUGCUGGGAAAUGGGCACCGAGCACUUCGGCCGAAAUGGGAACUCAGACGGACAAUGGCCUGGGCAAUGAAAUCAUGGCCGUGGCCACGUGA
Messenger RNA from Echinococcus granulosus, 3018 nucleotides. RefSeq names its product E3 ubiquitin-protein ligase 6-Mar. The transcript has 17 exons. The record is from RefSeq and is a predicted model, not a curated record. Lineage: Eukaryota; Metazoa; Platyhelminthes; Cestoda; Cyclophyllidea; Taeniidae. Gene Ontology annotation, cellular component: endoplasmic reticulum membrane. Gene Ontology annotation, molecular function: zinc ion binding. Bases 1 to 3018 code for a protein of 1005 amino acids.